AUGGGGAAGACGAAGGCAGGAACAGCCACUUUCUUUUUACUUUACAUCUCUACCAAUACAGAGUUGAACGAGGAGGUAAAGGAGGGGUUGCAGGUGGUCGAAGUCGCCUUCAUCUCUUCGAUUUGGGAAGCUGUGACAAAAUAGCGACCAAACCUCGUGACGUAGGUUGUCUGUCUUUGUCUGCACUCGGGAAUGUCAUUCUCGCUCUGUUCAAUGGACAAAAACACGUGCCUUAUAAGGAAAGCAAGCUCACUCAGCUGCUCAAAGAAGCCAUGAGCAGUCUGACGUGUCGAGUGGCCAUGAUUGCUCAUAUCUCGUCCCAACCCAGUCACUACUCGGAAAUACUGGGAACUAUCCAACUGGCAUCCCGAGUACAUAGGAUGCGUAGAAAGAAGAUAAAAUAUUCAAAUGUGCCUAUGGAUAGCACUGAUGAGAAAGGAGCUUGUGUCCGUCCCUAUGUCCGCAUGCACGCUGAAGAUAAUGUCAAAUCAGGCAGUAGUGAUCCUGAUUAUACGUCGAGCAGCGAACAGUCAUGUGAUACAGUAAUCUAUGUCGGUAACCUAACUCACAAUGAUAGAGAUUUUACCGAUAACGAAGGUCCACCAUCCGCUCUACCCAUAGUUCCUAAGACAAAACAGUCCCAGCCACAAAGUAAGUCCUCUCAUACAAAUGAAACAACGUCAACACUUGAAAGAAAAAGGCACAAUUCUUUUAGCAAAACACAGUCAGGUACCGAUGAUCAACGUAGAUCUGAAGAGAAAUCCUCCGGCGUUCCUCAUGCUUCAACGGCGGAUACUGGUACACAUCAUUCCUGCACAACUAAAACUAGUAAAGCAGACAAGACUCAAAUUACUUCAAAAAAUUCUCCACUGCUGCAACGCCAUCAACCAGCCAGCACCCAAACUCUUCAGACAGAAAGCACGUCUCAUAUUAAAUCUGCACAAAACAGUCCCAUUCACGCACAGAAAAAGACAAAACAUCGUACUUCUCAAAGCAAGCAAGAUCAGUCAACGGAUGCGGAACAGUCUGCUUCUGGAAGUAAAGGUCAAGUAGCUGGAAAAGGACCAAAACCACAAAGUGACGAGACGUGGAUUGAUGGACCGCGAUUCGUGAAACCUAAAUUCGAUUCCAAAACAUUACAUCAACUUCAAAAGGAACAAUGGGUAGAUGGACCUCCUAAUAUGUAUGGUUUUAUGGAUCAUCAUAAACAAAAUAUGAUUCAAAGAUGGAUCGAAGAACAUUCUAGACAAAUUCAAAACACAACGAAGAAGAAAAGCAACGAGGUUUGGAUAGAUUAUCCACCAGAUGGAACCGAAAAUAGCAGUUCCACGCGCGAAAUCCAUAAAAGCUUAUCGGAUGUAUCUAACCUCGCUGGUUCAAAAGAGGAGAAAUCUUGUGUAAAAGACAGAAAAACCAGCGGUGUUGGAUGCUCAUCUCAUAAAACAGAACCACAAAAGACACUUUGUACAAGUGAAAGCAUUUCUUUUCCACUUGAAUGCGAAAAUGCUGAAGAUGAAGCUGAUAGUGCUAGUAAUUCUGCGGAUGUCGAUGAGACAGACAACGAAGAAAACGCGGAGGCGAGUGGUUAUGAUUCAGAUUUACACAUUCUACAGAUAGGACAAAGUGAGAUGCAAUAUCAGUCCUUACAUAUGUCUUUAUGCUCUAAGAAUCUCGAAGCAGAUUUAGAUGAAGGUCUGGAAACGAUAGAAGUCACAGAACCUGAUGAGCCCGUUCCAAUGGUAGAUUCGUGUCUUCAAGUUACAGAAGAAGAUAUCAUUGCGGAAUACUGGAUGCAGUGUAGAAGAAAAUCUUCAGAAAAUCCUCUUCCUGAAGUAGAUCAAAGCAGCUGCGACAGUAAAGAACAUCCCUUAAGAAUACUUAGUGAAGAAGAUCUUAAUCUUCCUUCUUCUUUUACUGAUUCACGUUCCGUUAGCGUGGAUCUAGACAGCAUAAGUGUUCCAGACACAUGUCGGGAAGGUGUUAGAGGAAAAGGAGCUGUAACGUGGCGUCUACUUUAUGGUAACAUGUUUCAAAGAAUUAAAGAACAGCAACAACAGAGGCAACGUCGAAUUAUAGAAGAUCUCACUUCUGUAAGUAAUAGUGAAAUUAAUGAUAAAUUAGAAAGGAUAGCUAAAUUGCGUGAGCUUAUCCAACCUUUAACUAGACACCGAAAUCAAACUCAAAUAGAAUCGAUUUUUAAAACUUGCCCAGUUACUCGGUUAGCAUCAUCAGGUUCACGUUAUACAAUGUCAGAAAUGCUGUGUGCAAGUACAGACUCAAGUAUGGAAGAUUUAUCAGCAGCUGAAGUGACAAGUACGCAGAGUGAGCCAGCUGAUCUCGAUAUCGAUAAAUACGAUUACAAACUAAAUAUUAAACCAAUGAACGGUUUAAAACUAGAAGCAUUUUAUAAAAAAAUACAAAAAGUUCCCCCUUUUCUAGAACAAUAUUCGUCAAUAAAACCCACUCAGGUUGUUCCUCCAUUAGCAUACGAACAUGAUAACGCAUUUUUGUUAAAAAAGGAAGAAAUUCAAAGGUCAGAGAAUAUUGAAAUGCAAAAUAGUUCGAGUUAUAAACAGUCGUGUAGUGCGUCUUCUCAGAAACCAGCAAUCGAAGGCUUUCGACAAGAUGAAAACAGUGCAAAGUUGCAAGCAAAUAUUAGGCAAACAAGUUCUGUUUCUCACAUACAUAAGCCCACUUCUACAAGUAAUCUUCAAAAAGAAUCGACAAAACUUAGCUCAUCUGAAAAUAUUACUUCAAAUAAAACUCAAAAACUUAACACGGAAACUAGUUUAGAUGAUAAGAAAAGUUUAGAUCGCAAAGAUUCCAAAAAGUCAACAGAAAUAAAUGAUACUACAAAACGCAACGAUACCAAAAAUAAUUCUAGGAAUGUAUCAUGUAAGGGAAUCGAUUUAAGUCAAUUAACUGUUGGACAAUCCCCAAGCAUUUCGUCUAAAUCUAGAACACACAGAGGUAAAUCAAAAAUGAAUGAUAUACAAAGCAUCCAUUCACAGCAACCACUAACGCAGUCAUCAUCUCCUUCACUAUGGAGCAAAGAUUCUUCAGUAUCUUCAUCACCAGCCAAAGUGCCACAUAGGACUGGAACGCAUACAGGUAGUUCCAUCCGAAGUCCAAAUAAAUGUCACAUUAGCAACGGUAACGGUAACAACAAAGUCCCGAGGACAAUUAAUAAUGGGGCUUGUAAACAUCCUGCACGAUCGAGUCCAACUAGUAGCAGUACAUCUGGUAUUACAACUAUGUGCUGCUCAACAAUGAAACAAAAAGAUAAAACUUUUUCACCAAAAUGUAAACCUUUUUCGAGCCACAGUAAACAGAAGCAAUCAAUACAAGAGAGUAGAAGGUCACAGAGGACUAAAAGUAUCUGCAGGAGCACUAGCUCACCAAGCACAUGCGCAGACAGCGGUGAUACAGCACUUACAGACUUCACAGAUAGUGAACAUUAUCACGUCGUUCGGCAUGCUAGUGUUUCUGGAACUCUGGCAUCUCCGUACUAUAAAGUCCCACAGGUGCAUGUAAGUCAUCAUCACCACCAUCACCACCAGAGGACAAGCAGCGGUCACGGCAGCGAAAGCAGCGUAAAUAGUAUUGAACCGAGAGAAGCCAAGGAACUGCUACUGAAAGGGGCCAAAACACAACAGUUUUCAGGAACAAGCAGUGGCUAUGAAAGUAUGCUUCGAGACAGUGAAGGAACACCUCUUUCAUCAAGCCAGGAGUCUGGAAAUGAGGAUACCAUGGACAAAGGAGAAAGAGGGCGUAAAGGAAGAAGAAAAUCACAAGGUUCAAGCAAGCGAAGCUUAUCUGCUCCAGCUCGUAGUCCACCAUCUCCAACAGGUCCAUCACCUUCAACGGCGAUCAACCAACAGCCAUUGACAAGCGGCAGAGGUUGUCGCCGAGGAGACAGAUCUCUACACAGGUCUGAUGAAGAAGUGUGCUGCACAAGUCUACUCUGCUGUCGACUACUGGAUUUUUAUUGAAAAUACCUUUGAUAUAUAAUUCACCAACAGUGCCAACUUUAAAUUUCCGCUCCAAAAUAUUAAAGUUAUCUACUUAUGACUCAGAAUCACACAGAGCUACAAGAAAUAAAACAUUUUUCAAUAAUUCUGCAACUUCAUAGGUGAAGUGGGAAGAUUGUUUGUAUGUAGAAAAUGACACAUUUUGUAACAAAAGUCCUGAUGAGUGAGAAGAUUUGUUUUAAUGAUUUGUAAUAAUAAUAAAUUAAAACAUAUUUAAAAUUA
Messenger RNA from Stegodyphus dumicola, 4253 nucleotides. RefSeq lists its product as uncharacterized. The record is from RefSeq and is a predicted model, not a curated record. Gene Ontology annotation, molecular function: microtubule binding; microtubule motor activity; ATP binding. Gene Ontology annotation, biological process: microtubule-based movement. NCBI's taxonomy places the organism in Eukaryota, Metazoa, Arthropoda, Arachnida, Araneae, Eresidae.